AUGAGUGUUAAAGUACAAUUAAUACAUUAACAAUGGGAUGAUAUUAGGAAAGUUUUAAGAGCCACUUAAAGAAAAGUUAAUAAUAAUAAUAAUCUUUCACUUAUGAAUUGUGUUCCUAUAAAUAACAGCUAAGAUUAGGUGUAAAGGGAAGGAAAUAAUUCAGAUAAUGAAUUAGAAUUUUAUAAUAGCAACUCUAAUGCGUUAUUAUUAAUCAAGGAUACUUGUCGAAACACAAGGCGAAAAUUUUAUUUGAGCUAAAAGAGAAGAGAACUUUCUUCAUAAAAUGAUUAAGAAUUUUACAGUUAGUUGUAAAGUAGAAGAGAAUAAGCAACAAAACAAAGAAUCCUUUACAGUAAUAUUAAGAAUUUUGAAAAAGCAAUUAAAUAAAUAACCACUCCAAAAUUAAGUAUGACAAGACCUUCAACCAGAAUUCGAUAAAAUAGCCAGGAAAUCUAACUAAAUAUGAUCAAUCAAAUUAAAUUAAAUUAAUCUGAUUCAAAUAAAAGAAAUAAAGCAGUACCAAUUGAAACUCACUAAGGUUAUUCAAGUAGUCAUUAAAAACAAAUAAAAAAGAACUCCAACAAUUUUUGGCCUAGAAUUAAAACUCCAGCUCUAGAUAAUAAGGAUAAUAUCACUUAGAUACUGAAAAAAAGAUUUAAAAAAUAAAACGAUUUAUCCUUGGACAUCUGUUGCUUCAACUAUGAAUCGCUCUCACUAUUAAAUCAAACCAAGACACCUACUCUAUAUUAUUAAUGA
Molecule: messenger RNA, 756 nt
Organism: Paramecium tetraurelia
Lineage: Eukaryota; Ciliophora; Oligohymenophorea; Peniculida; Parameciidae
Exons: 2
Source: RefSeq, a predicted model, not a curated record